UAAAUGUUAUAUAUAUAUAUAGAUACUGUUUUUAUUUCUGAUUAGUCGUUCACGUUUGAAAUAUGCGCGUUUCCAAAUUGGUAAAAUCUGAUUGGUUGAAGUUGAUUAGAUUUUGGUCCCGCCCCACAUGCCAUUAUGCGCAAUGUCUCUCGUAUACUUUCACCUUCCACAGUUCCACCAUGUGUACUAUAUUUUCUUUGGUGUGCCACAAUUGACAACAAUGGAGCAUUUGUCACACGCAAUCAAUAUAUUGUUUAUAUUAACUUGCAGUUUCACGGUUUCACCGGCUACCGCGCAUUACUGUGUAUGGGGCUUGUGUGAAUCGUCUGAGUAUUGUUGCGACGAAAAUGUAUGCUGCAGCUACAAAGACUAUGAUAUAUGGAUCACUCUGGUAAUUAUAGCUGGAGUUGUAAUUGGAAUGAUACUGGCUGGUACAUGCCUUCAUUAUAAUUUAUGUCGUAUCUAUUUAUAUCUGCAACAAAGAUAUUAUGGCGCAAGUUCUGUGUCAGUACCAUCAGAAUUUGAUUCUGAUGGAAAAGCAAUAAAAAUAUCAUUUCAGGAAUAAUAAGAAAGCAACUCGUCAUCAGAUCAAGCAUGUAACAUUCCAUUUUUAAGUGUGUGUGAGUGUAUGUGUCCUGUAUACGUGUGUGUGUAUGUAUAUAUAUAUAUAUGUGUGUGUGUGUGUGUGUGUGUGUGUGUGUGUGUGUGUGUGUGUGUAUAAACAGUAAACUAGAUAAAAUUGUAUCUCUAGUAACUUAUUCUUCUAUGUUACAAAAAUAUAAACUUACUAUAUAUGUUUA
Messenger RNA from Monomorium pharaonis (pharaoh ant), 800 nucleotides. RefSeq lists its product as uncharacterized. Bases 128 to 565 code for a protein of 145 amino acids. The record is from RefSeq and is a predicted model, not a curated record. The transcript has 3 exons. Lineage: Eukaryota; Metazoa; Arthropoda; Insecta; Hymenoptera; Formicidae.